UCGUUGUUGACAACUGAACGUUGCAACCUUGAAGACUGUACACAACAGAAUGUUGUAGAGCUGUCAUGGCGUCGUAUUUUGAAGAACACAGCUCUGACAGUUUUACAGAGGACGAUGAACGGAUGAACUUUCUUCUUGAGUUAGCAAGAAUACUGCGAAGGGUGCUUAGAGAGCAAAAUGUCCAGCUUGAACUACCAAUUGAAGAAAUGCUUACUGAACACCUAACAACACCCCCAGCAUCAAGAGAGUUCAUUUCUAAUCUACCACUAGCUAUGAAUAUUGGAGAAAAGUGUCCCAUUUGUUUGGUCGAGUUCACUGAAGAUGAAUUAGGGAAGAAGCUUCCCUGUAACCACUGUUUUCACAGUGACUGCAUCAUCCCUUGGCUUAAAAAGACAAAUUCAUGCCCUGUUUGCAGACGAGAAUUUCCAACAGAUAAUGCUGCAUAUGAAGAGUACAGAAAAGAAGUUGCAAGGGAAAACAAUGUCGACCACAUCCAUCGUUUAGAAGAACUUCAUGGCUCAAUGUUUUCAUGAAUUCAAGAGAUUUGCCAAUUAUGUUCAUGGAAAUGUGUAUUUAUCAGAAAAUUAAAACUUUAUGUAGUAGCCAGGAAGGUCUAGACCUGCAAUGUAGUAGAAGGGUUUUCUACAAAGCAAUAUUGUCUUAACAUUGAAAAGCACAAAUUCAAAAGAAUACUGAGUUGAAUAAUGAUAAGGACUAAGUAUAUUUUGUUCCUAGAACUCUCAUCACUUGCCCCUGCCAAAUAUACUGACUUUUAAAGCUUCUAAUUUUUAUUGUGAUUAUUGGUUCACUUGAUUCUUAUCAUGAAAAUAUAUGUGUAUUGUAUUUAGUUAGUACUUUCUAGAUUUAUUAUGAAAAUGUAUCACUAUUUUUGCAUUAAGAAUGAGUAUCUUUGUCAAUUUCGGUUGUAUAUCUGUACUUGUAGGACCAAUUUUAAAGAUAGAAUAAAAAGGA
Messenger RNA from Rhopilema esculentum, 972 nucleotides. RefSeq names its product E3 ubiquitin-protein ligase RNF181. NCBI's taxonomy places the organism in Eukaryota, Metazoa, Cnidaria, Scyphozoa, Rhizostomeae, Rhizostomatidae. Gene Ontology annotation, biological process: protein ubiquitination. Gene Ontology annotation, molecular function: ubiquitin protein ligase activity. The record is from RefSeq and is a predicted model, not a curated record. Gene Ontology annotation, cellular component: cytoplasm.